AAGAAAAAAGAAAAAAAGUUUUAAUUUUUUCAAGAAUCUAUGUGUAUAUAAGGAAAAAAAAAAGUCCCAUUUGAGUGAACUGUCCAACAAGUGGAGGAAUUUUGCUGUUUGAGGAAGUUUUUUUUUUUGUGAAGACGAAGAAGAAAAUGGCAUUGGGGAAUGAUUGUGAUAAUUUGGGGUUAGGCAUUGUGAGGAGUACCUCAUUUGGGCGAAAAAGAGUCACUUUAUCAAACACUGGUGACGUCAAUUUCGUUUCAACGACACCAACGAAGAGAAUCUGCAGCCAGACCUCGUUUUCUACAAACGACAAAUCUGACCUUGAGACGUUGCCUAAAGAUCUCUUGAUAAAAAUAGUAUGUCGAGCUGAUCACGAUGAUUUGAAGAGUCUGUUUCAUGUAUCAAGGACACUUAGGGAAGCGUCCUUGAUUGCAAAAGGGUGGCAUUUCGACUUUAGCACACCAAGAAAGACACUUCCUUUUCGAGAUGCUCUUGAUGUGGAGGAGUUAGGUGAUAUCGAUGAGGAAGAAAAAGCGCCAAAUGCUCCAAUGCAGUCGAAAAUUGCAAGGUCUCGGUUUAACAGAAAGAAGCUGGCUGACAUCUCUGUAGCCUUGUUUACAGACAGUUAGGCCAAGGAAAUUGAGGUAUAUAUAAAACUCAAAACAGAUUAUGUAUAGGUAUUGUUAUAGGAGAAACUCAGAAAGGAUAUCGUAGACGAACGAAGGGCUUGAUCGAAUGCCCUUGAAGAUCAUUUACCACCUUUGGAAAUUGUUUUAUAGUAGAAACUCAGAAAGGAUAUCGUAGACGAACGAAGGGCUUGCCCUUGAAGAUCAUUUACCAGCUCUGGAAGUUGUUUUAUAGUAGAAACUCAGAAAGAAUAUUAUAGACGAACGAAGGGCUUGCCCUUGAAGAUCAUUUACCAUCAUAGACGAACGAAGGGCUUGCCCUUGAAGAUCAUUUACCAUCAUAGACGAACGAAGGGCUUGCCCUUGAAGAUCAUUUACCAUCAUAGACGAACGAAGGGCUUGCCCUUGAAGAUCAUUUACCAUCAUAGACGAACGAAGGGCUUGCCCUUGAAGAUCAUUUACCAUCAUAGACGAACGAAGGGCUUGCCCUUGAAGAUCAUUUACCAUCAUAGACGAACGAAGGGCUUGCCCUUGAAGAUCAUUUACCACCUCUGGAAGUACAUUGAGUAGAGACUGUAGUAGGAACUCAAAAUGGAUAUCUAAGUCAAGUGAAGGGGUUGAUCAGAUAUCUUAGCGGGAAGAACAGAUCGGAUGGUUUCUUUGACAAUUACUUAACCAACUCUGGAAGGACAUGAAGUGGAGAAUUGUCAUCGGAUUUGAUCAUUGAUAGACGAAGCUCUCUCCUUAUCAUGUCAUUCCCUUAUGCGGUUCGCGCCCAAUGGAAGUCCCAAUCGAAGGUUAGACUAGGCAACCACAAUGGCUGAAAAGGAAGGGAACGAACGGACCAAGUACAAUAGCAACGCGAACGGCCACACAAGAAUCUUUACAUAAAGCCGUUGUUCUUUAAACCCUUUCAUUGAUGAUUAGCUAUGGCUUGUUUGUUCAUGUUAAUGAGUACAUUCCAUUAGAACUUUUCUUCUUGUAAAUAUGAUAACUUUUGCCUUUCUCCUUUAUCAAUGCUACAGUUUCAUGUUUAAUGGAAUGCAAGUAACUUUUGCUAGUC
This is a messenger RNA of Solanum tuberosum (potato), 1686 nucleotides long. Its product is annotated as F-box protein At1g61340-like. The record is from RefSeq and is a predicted model, not a curated record. NCBI's taxonomy places the organism in Eukaryota, Viridiplantae, Streptophyta, Magnoliopsida, Solanales, Solanaceae. Gene Ontology annotation, molecular function: protein binding. Bases 147 to 626 code for a protein of 159 amino acids. The transcript is spliced from 4 exons.